UCCCCGGUAAGGAGGGAAAAGGUGUGUUCACAGCCACUCAGUCAGAGAGAGUGACACAUGCCCUAUUAGGAAAUCCCUGGAGGACGAGGAUAUAAAUCCCUGCCUGGACUGCUGAGUUUCCACUGAAGGUAAAAGUUGGGCCUGGCAGCCUUCCCCAGGCGAGAAGCAACAAAGUCAAAGAAUGCAGGGCUGCAGAAGAUCAUCUCCCAGGAGGUUGUAGGUCCAAGGAAGAUGAGAGACACAUGGAGAAGACUUAAAUCCCACCCGAAGCAUGGAGUCAAGCCUAACAGCCCGAUCUAGAUUAGGGGGUGCUGAACCUGAGAUCACCUCCUGUGUCCUUCAGAAGUUGCUGGAAACAAUGUUCGUCUUGUACGUGUUGAUAAUCGGCGUUUAUUCCUUCACCGUUCAGCCUGAGGAACACACAGUGGCUGCAGGAAACUGCCAGUUUCUUGGCAAGCAUUUCAAAACUGACUUCAAAGUGGAAGGGGAGCCUGUGGUCCUGAAGUGCCCCCAGGUGCAGUAUUGGUUGUGGGAGUCUGUCAGCCCCCACGUCAACGUGACAUGGCAUAAAAAUGAUUCUGCUAGAACAAUUCCAGGGGAAGAAGAGACACGAAUGUGGGUCCAGGAUGGUGCUCUCUGGAUCUUGCCAGCCUUGCAAGAGGACUCUGGCACCUACCUCUGCACUGUCAGAAACACGUCUUACUGUGAUGAAAUGUCCACUGAGCUCAGGGUUUUUGAGAAGACAGAAGCUUCCCUGCCUUUCAUAUCAUACCCACAAAUUCUUACGUUGUCAACCUCUGGGUCCUUAGUUUGCCCUGAGCUGAGUGAAUUCAUCAGUAACAAAAUGGACAUGAAGAUUCAGUGGUACAAGGAUUCUGUCCUUUUGGAUCAAGACAAUGAGAAGUUUCUAAGUGUGAGGGGAACCUCUCGCUUACUCAUACAUAAUGUGUCUGUGGAGGAUGCAGGUUAUUACAGCUGUGCCAUGACAUUCGCCCACGAAGGCAUGCAGUACAACGUGACUAGGAAUAUUGAACUACGUGUCAACAAAAAAGAAGAGGAGACAAUUCCUGUGAUUAUCUCCCCCCACCAGACCAUCUUAGCUUCACUGGGGUCAAGAUUGACAAUCCCAUGUAAGGUGUUUCUGGGAGCUGGCACACAUUCGACCACCAUGCUGUGGUGGAUGGCCAACACCACCAGCAUAGAGAGCGCGUACCAAGGAGGCCGUGUGACUGAGGGGCAGCGCCAGGAAUACUCGGAAAAUAACGAGAACUACAUUGAAGUGCCACUGAUUUUUGAUCCAGUCAUAAGAGAGGAUUUGAACACGGAUUUUAAAUGCGUUGUGCGCAACACACUGAGUACUCAGAUGCUACGUACCACGGUCAAAGAAGCUGCCACAUUCUCCUGGGGGAUUGCGCUGGCCCCCCUCUCCCUGGUCUUCUUGGUUUUGGUGGGAAUAUGGAUGCACAGACGGUAUAAACACAGAACUGGAAAAACAUAUGGUUUGACCACGUUAAAGACUGGCCCUUAAGAUUUUCAAUCUUACACGAGUGAAAUAAAGGCAAUAAAACAAUUCAAAUCCAA
Messenger RNA from Prionailurus viverrinus (fishing cat), 1581 nucleotides. RefSeq names its product interleukin 1 receptor type 2 (gene IL1R2). Gene Ontology annotation, molecular function: interleukin-1, type II, blocking receptor activity; interleukin-1 binding. NCBI's taxonomy places the organism in Eukaryota, Metazoa, Chordata, Mammalia, Carnivora, Felidae. The coding region runs from base 272 to 1528 and encodes 418 amino acids. The transcript is spliced from 10 exons. The record is from RefSeq and is a predicted model, not a curated record.